AACCAUCGAACUACAACCAAAAGCUUACUACAUCAACCAGCUGAAUCCACCAGCACCGCAUUGCAUUCCCUUUGUAUCUCAUUGAAGUAGCAGUAGUAGUCGUAGUAGUCGAAGAAGAAGAGGACAAGAGGGCUCUGUUGUCGUAGAUGAUGAUAGCUUGGUGUCUGCUUGAAAUCGCAGCUCAUUGAGUUUGCAAGGCGGGAGUGCAAGUGUGGCCCAUUGGGAGGGAGGGAGGGAGGGGGAAGUGUCGACGGAAUCCAUCACGAGUAAAAGUGGAUUCAGGUAGAGAAGGGGUAGGAGUAGGAGCGGGGAACUGAAUUGUUGCGUAGGUUGUGUUAGCAGGGUUUGGUUCGGGAAGAGGAGGUUUAGGAGUGGUGUCUUGCGUCGUUUGAGUUGUGUGUUUGCGCGGUAGUUGAUGCGAUUUCUUUUAGCUUGUGAGUGUGGGAGUUGAGUGGAGCGAGCGAGUUUUGUGUGCAGGAAUGCAUUCGCUUCAGGAUAUGGCUUUGGGUGCUUCUCCUUUCGUUGGCUUUGAUGGAUUGAGGGUGAACACCCCUGGGCAGCUGGGGACGCACAUAGCGGUUGGAAGUUGUUCGACUCUGCCCGGCGGCUUCUGCGUUCGGGCUGUGGCUACGCCCGUGAAGCCACCCACGACAUUGCCGCCUAAGCGUAGUAAGGUGGAGAUCAUCAAACAAAACAGCGAUUUCUUGAGGUUCCCUCUGAAGCAGGAGCUUCAAACGGAGGCCCCCAACUUGAAUGAGGAAUCUGUUCAGCUUAUCAAGUUUCACGGUAGUUACCAACAAGAUAACCGGGAACUCCGAGGCCCCGGCAAAAAAGCGUAUCAAUUCAUGCUUAGAACCAAGAACCCCUCAGGCAUCGUCCCCAAUCGCUUGUACCUCGUCAUGGACGAACUCGCUGACAAAUACGGAAUUGGGACUCUGCGUCUCACUACACGGCAGACCUUCCAGCUUCAUGGAGUUCUCAAGGUGGACUUGAAAACCGUCAUGAGCAGCAUCAUUAGGAACUUAGGCUCCACUCUGGGCGCUUGUGGAGACGUCAACCGAAAUGUGCUGGCUCCAGCCGCGCCUUACAAGACGAAGGAGUACAUGAACGCUCAGGAGCUUGCUAGCAAGCUGGCUUCCCUAUUAGCACCCCAGGCGGGAGCUUAUUACGACAUUUGGGUGGAUGGAGAGAAGGUUACGCAAGACGAGCCAGAGGAUGUCACGAUUGCGAGGAAUGACAACUCUCACGGGACCAACUUCGAAAACUCUCCGGAGCCGAUUUACGGUGUACAGUUCUUGCCCCGGAAGUUCAAGAUUGCUGUCACUGUGCCAGGAGAUAAUUCGGUCGAUGUUUUGACCAACGACAUUGGUAUAGUUGUGAUUAGUGACGAGCAAGGAGAAGUCGAAGGUUACAAUCUUUAUGUAGGAGGAGGCAUGGGCCGAACACAUCGCAAUGAAGCGACCUUUCCUCGGUUAGCCGAUCAGUUGGGUUAUGUUUCCAAGGACGAUAUACUGUAUGUAGUGAAGGCUAUUGUAGCCACGCAGCGGGACUACGGUCGUAGGGAUGAUCGCAGAAUGUCCCGUAUGAAAUACGUCGUGGAAGAAUGGGGGAUCGAGAAGUUCCGUACAGUAGUGGAGCAAUAUUUUGGUAAAAAGAUCGAGUCUUUCAAAGAGAUCGUGCCAUUCGAGUUCCAGAGCUACUUGGGGUGGCACAAGCAGGGAGAUGGGCUUCUGUUUUAUGGCCUGCACGUGGAGAAUGGUCGUAUAAAGGGAGAGGCCAAGAAGGCUUUAAGGGAGGUGAUUGAAGAAUACAAUUUGAACGUUCGCAUCACACCUAACCAAAACAUGAUUCUCUGCGACAUUAGGCCUUCUUGGCGACCGAAAAUCGCCAAGAGACUUGCUGCUGUUGGAAUGGUGUCACCAAGAUUCGUGGAUCCAUUAAACGUGACAGCCAUGGCUUGUCCAGCGUUGCCGCUCUGCCCCCUUGCUAUCGCUGAAGCUGAACGAGGAGCGCCAGACAUCCUCAAGAGCAUUCGAAAGUUGUUCGACAAGGUGGGAUUGAAUUCCACAGAGUCCCUGGUGGUUCGCAUUACUGGCUGCCCUAAUGGUUGUGCAAGGCCGUACAUGGCAGAGCUUGGAUUAGUUGGCGAUGGACCCAACAGCUACCAGAUAUGGUUGGGUGGCGCUCCAAAUCAGACCAGAUUAGCGGAGUCAUUUAUGGAAAGGGUGAAGUUGGAUAAGUUGGAGUCAGUUCUGGAGCCGCUUUUGUACAUGUGGAGAACUGAGCGUCGUGAGGAUGAGUCGUUUGGCGACUUUUCUUUCAGACAGGGUUUCGGUGCUUUGAAGAGUUACAUCGAGAACUAUACAGGUCCCCGCAAAUCUCCUCGGAAGGUUGGAAUCCACUUGGAAUCCCAUGUGCAUGACAUUUUAUCAAAAGCAGCUGAAAGCCAGGGUAUUAACCCAACAAAGCUUGCUACAAAAGUUUUUACUGAGUUUCUAGGACAUGAAGAGAGCUAAUGUCAUUUACUAUUAAUUAGUAACUUUUUCUGCAAUUAUUUUGAAGCUCAUGUUUUCUUGCAAACUUUAGUUUCCUUUACUCAGCGAUGCCCACUCUAGAAACUUCAUACCUUGUCCCUUUUUUUCUUUCUACUCCUACACAAAGGCGAGCAAGUGAUCUCUACUGUGCUAAUCACACAGAGCAAAAAUUUCCCUUUUUAUCUCUCAAAAACUAGUUUAAUUGUAAACAUGUUUUUCACAGCGUUUUUCACAGCGUUUUCACAAA
This is a messenger RNA of Physcomitrium patens, 2781 nucleotides long. Its product is annotated as sulfite reductase [ferredoxin], chloroplastic. Lineage: Eukaryota; Viridiplantae; Streptophyta; Bryopsida; Funariales; Funariaceae. The record is from RefSeq and is a predicted model, not a curated record. Gene Ontology annotation, biological process: sulfate assimilation. Gene Ontology annotation, cellular component: chloroplast stroma; sulfite reductase complex (NADPH). Gene Ontology annotation, molecular function: sulfite reductase (ferredoxin) activity; heme binding; 4 iron, 4 sulfur cluster binding.